CCCCCAUCAUUCCUAUCAGAAGUGCUGCUGCUGCUGCUGCUGCUGCUGCUAGGGUCCUGUAACUCUCUCUCUCUCUCUCUCUCCUCCUCCUCCUCCUCCUCCCAUCUCUCCCACUUUUUGAUGGAGGGGGGUGCAGCAGUGAAGUCACAGUGAUGUCAUUCUAGGAUGUGAGAGUCAAGGUGAGCUGGUUGUUUGCGGUGUGUCCCCUCCACAGACCAGCCUGUACAGAGGCUCGGAGCGGCGAAAGAUGAUCAUCAGCACCGGCACCAAUUCAAGCUCGCUCUGUCUCUCUCCAUCUCCUCCUCUUCCUCCUCUUCCUCCUGCUGCUGCUGCUCAGAUCUCAGGCUAUGGGGCCCUGGUCUGCCUUGAUCCCAACAUAAGCCUUCACCACCACCACCAUGCCAAAGGACAAAACAUAAGAAGAGUUGCAUUUUUAGAUGCAGGUAACUUUGUGCCCCAAAGGUAAACUGGAUGGCCAAUGCGCAAAGGUGCGUCUCCAGCAUGUCCAGGACGCACUGGAUCUUCUCAGUUCUUGUACUGUGGACUUCUCUCUGGGGGAUUGCUUCAUCUUAUCCGGUUCCGAGCAGGACUAAUGCGACUUUAAUGCUGGAGAAGAAGUGGGAGACGCUCUUCUCACGCUCCUAUCUGGGUAUAGCUGGGGGGAAAUCGGAGCUGAACUGGGAGAGUGACUAUUUGCAGGGCAUCAAAAGAGUGCGAAGACUGUACUGCAACGUGGGCAUUGGGUUUCACCUGCAGGUGCUCCAGGAUGGCAGGAUAAGCGGUGUGCACAGUGAGAACCAAUACAGUCUAAUAGAGAUCUCCACCGUGGACCGAGGAGUGAUCAGCAUGUUCGGGGUGAGGAGUGAGCUGUUUGUCGCAAUGAACAGCAGAGGAAGGUUAUAUGGAACGAGAGUCUUCGUGGACGAGUGCAAGUUCAAGGAGACUUUGCUGCCCAACAACUACAACGCCUAUGAGUCUUUUGUUUACAAGGGCUUCUACAUCGCCCUCAGCAAGCAUGGCCGCGCAAAGAGAGGCAACAAGGCCACCACCGCCAUGACCGUCACACACUUCCUCCCGCGACUAUGAGAGAAACUGGCAAUAACUCAGUAAUUUGCACAUGUGGAUGUUCUUCCAGGUAAUAUAGAAACGCAUAGUCACGAUAUACACACCGAUGGACUGCGAAAGAAAACACAAAUAUUUAUUCUGUUUAUAUAUAUAUGUAUAUUUGGAUAGCUAUCUUUGUAUAUGUUCUGUGCUGCUUGUUGUUUUUAUGGACGGGGAGAGUUGAAGCCUUUGCCUGUCUCACUUUACCUUGGUGCUUGCUGUAACUGAACUACGUGUCACUUCCUUUUUUGAGAUGGAGGAUGAGCUAUAUCCUGUGCUUUUAAAGAGUGAAAUGAAUACUUUUUAUUACCUCAAAGAACCACUUUACUAGAUGAAGGGAUGCAUGGACUUCUGCUCAAAUAUCUGCUAAGUUUAUGAUUUCUUUCAAACCUUUUUGAGCGCUUGAUGGCUCCCUGCUCGAUUAUCGAUGUCCGGCAGUGGGAGGAAACUUAAAUGCACUACCUUUGCUGCACGAAUUUAAAGGUGCCUUGGUGUUCCCACUUGUGGCCCCCUUAAACUUGCAUGUAAGAGACACCGCUGGAGUCAGAAAUAGGGCUGACACUCCGGAGAGGGCCUCAGAAGGGAGGGAGGGGGGUUGGCUAUCUCUGGUUUAUUUUCUUUUCUGUAAUUAGAUCGAUUAAGUAAUAUACAGUCUGUGGUUGAGACCAGAGAGCGGUCAGCCAUGGAUGGUGGCACCGGGCCAUAAGUUUGACUGUGUGUCUAAUAAACAGGGUGGAAUACUUAUCUAUCUGAGCAUGGAGGGAGUUUUGGCUUGCACAAGGAUCAACUGAAGCGAGCGCACAGUGGAAAUGUACCUGCACAUUGUCUUGGACAGAGCUCCUACAGUAAAGCAGCUUUUGAAUCGCAAAGCUUUAGCUGCUGUUGAAAAAUGAUGUCCACUGAAAAACGAUGUAAAUAGUCGCAAAUGUUAAAAAAGAAGAAUUCAGGAGCUUUUUAAAACGCUGCUUUGUCGCAGUUGCCUGAACGAGGCAAAAAGAGUUCAGGUUGCACUGUUAGCCAUCGAUGAUGGUGCCUGAAUGUGUUUGGUGAGAAAUCGUUCCCACGUUUGUUUCUUUGAAUUGAUCUUUUUUUUAUGUGGAGUUUUGGUGGAGUGUGUGCCCCCGGGCCAUUUCCCCCGCUUGUCUGUGUGCUCUGCAGCAGCACUGCAGUGGCAGCGAGGUGUUGGGAGCUGGAGGCUGGUAGUUUUAAAUGCAAUUAGGGAGGAGUCAAUCACGUUUCCCCUGAAGGACUAAAGGACAGUGCAGUUGGCGGACUGGAUGCACGCUAUAAGAAAUGUCAUUUCUGUUGAUUUUUAGCCUGAUUUUACGUGAGCAAAACGUGAGCAUAGAAGCACCUUCUUAAUAUAUAAUACAGUAUUCAUAGAAGUAUUGGUAUGCAUAGUGGCCAUUUGUUCACAAAGCUGAAGAUGUACCAUGCUUAAUACACUCAUUGUGGAUCAAUUUAUAGUUAAUUAGGGCUGCAACUAAUGAUUAUUUUCAUUGCCGAUUAUUUUAUCGAUUAAUCGAUUAGUCUGUUUGGUCUAUAAAAUGUCCGAAAAUGGUGAAAAAUGACGAUCAGUGUU
Messenger RNA from Sebastes umbrosus (honeycomb rockfish), 2686 nucleotides. Its product is annotated as fibroblast growth factor 6-like. The record is from RefSeq and is a predicted model, not a curated record. Lineage: Eukaryota; Metazoa; Chordata; Actinopteri; Perciformes; Sebastidae. Gene Ontology annotation, biological process: animal organ morphogenesis; regulation of cell migration; cell differentiation. Bases 472 to 1086 code for a protein of 204 amino acids. Gene Ontology annotation, molecular function: growth factor activity; fibroblast growth factor receptor binding. Gene Ontology annotation, cellular component: cytoplasm. The transcript has 3 exons.